GACUGUGAUUGGACGAGGCGCUGGUGGCUCGUGAAGUUCAGGAGGCAUGUUCCAAGUUCCCAAGUUGGAUGGGAAGAAGACUCAGAAGUGCCUCUGCCUGCAGCUGUAUCUGUGACAAACUGUGAAGUCUGAAGCUAAGUGGUCGACCACGGGACAGGCAGAGCCUCCAGGGGGCCAUGUCUGGCGGCAGCGGUGCAAACAACAGCUGGACCAUCGUCACUCCUGAGGAAACUGCUGCUGAAACCCUGAGGCCUUUGGCAGGGGAUGGAGAGCGUCAUGAGGAAAGAACAGCGGCAGCAGGUCCUGGGGAUGACAACCAGCCUGCAAAUGAUGCAGAGUCUGCAAAGAGGCUCCCUGUGGAGGACUGCCCGGUAUCAGCGGAGCUAAGUGGAGACUCCAGCACGGAUCAGCAGACCUCUGUGCCCACCAUUGGCACUGAUACCCUCAUUCCUUCCACUUCGGAUGUCUCUGGCAACUUGGCGCAUGGCAGUGAUGAAGCUAGCCAACCAAAGGGCCUACCUGAGGGCCUGGCACAGUUCAGCCCUGACCCGGAUUCCUCCUCCGGUGCCUACACCCACAUAACUCCCUCACCCGAAGAGCCCCCGGCCUCACCGCCGAGCACAGACACCCUUGGAGGCGGAGAGUUUCCUCUUGAUGGGGAGGAGCUUCACCAAGAAGGGCAGGAGUCGGACCAUUAUCCAAAAACCACUGACUUGGGAAAACAUGCAGCUCCAGACUCCCCCGUGGGUGACUCGGACGCGGGUGAGGAGAGGACUGAGAAGACGGGAGAGGAGGGAGAGUCGGGGGUGAGGAGGAGGAGGUCUCUCUUGGCCGCUCUGGAACAGAUUGGACGGAGAGAGGAAGAAAUAGAGGAAGAAGAGUUUCACAUGCCGCAACGGGAUGACGACAGCGGCUUCACUUUGAACAAGUGCAUCCUGGGCGCCGUCAUUCUCGUGGGCCUCGGCACCAUCUUUUUCUCAGGUGUCUUCAUGGACCUGGAUGAGGAGAGUGACUAUGGUACGAGGGAGCUGAAAGAUACCGAGGUGCCGGGAAAACAGGAGUGGCGUAAUCCCGAGGUUCCUCCGCCCGCAGUAGACGCCGACAGUUUACAGCUUCUAAAUAAGCUCGCUGAAGGGAACGAGCAAAUUUCUGUGUUACAAGCCCAACUUCAGGCACAGAAUGAGGAGCUAAAAGUAGCCAAGGGACAGGCAGCAGUGGGAGAGAAGGAGCGCCUGCGGUGGGAGGAGGUGGAGAAGGAAAACAGUAGGUUGAAGACAGAGAUGGCAUCUCUCCCUGUCCUUCAGAAAGAGAACAAGAGGAUGAAGAAAGAGCUGGAAUCUAUCCCGGCCCUACAGAAAGAACUAGAAACUCUGAGAUCCACUCUGACUGAAUUAAAACUCUCCUCAGCACCCAGUCAGACUGCUAAAGAGCCUGUGAAGCCCGCUACGUCGCCCCCAACUGGCCAGCCGGAGGACGGCAAGCAGGCCCCAGCUGUACCUGCCGAGGACGAGGCUAGGAAAGAACUGGGUGACCAGAAGGAGAAGAAGAAGGAUGUGAGGAAGGAUAAAUAUGAUGUGGGAAAGAAGACGGAGGGGAAAGAGAAAGAAAAGUCUGCAUGGAAGGAUGGAGAGAAAAAAGAACGUAAAGAUGGAGGUAAAAGAGAAGGAAAGAAGGAAAAACACGAGCAAGAAAUGUACGACAACGAGGGAGUGAAGGAAAGUAAGCAAAAGAGGCAGAGUGACGAGACAAAACAAUGGAGGGAGAAAGACUGGAAGAAAGAGAAGGCUAGGGGUGAUGGAGGAAAGCCGUGGAAGGAUAGAGAAGUUAAGAAAGAGUGGGGAGAAAAGAGUGAAAAAAAGGAACGGAAGGAAGAGAAAGACAGGAAAAAGGUGAAGCAUGAGAAAGUGGAUGAAGGUAAACAGUGGAAGGGUAAGGAGGAGAACAAGGACUGGAAGGGAGGGAAGGACCGUGGGAAUAGCCACAAGGUCAAGGAGGAAUGGAAGGGAGAGAAAGAAUGGAAGAAAGUGAAAGACGGCUUCAAGGAAAGUGGCAAAGAGAAGUGGGAAAAGAAAGACUGGAAGGAGAAAGGAGAGAACAAAGAGUGGAAGAAACACACGGAGUGGACGAAUAAAAAUGACAAAGCUCACCAUAAAGAAGGAAAAGGGCAGGGUGAAAGGAAACAGUGGGAAGACGGCAAAAGCUCUGGGAAAGACAGAACGGGGAAGGAUGAGAGGAAACAGGCGAACGAGUGGAAGGUGAAAGAUGGAAAACAUGAGAAGGAAUGGAAAAGGAAGGAUGAAACCAAGGAACAGUGGGACAAGAAAGAAGAGGACUGGAAAAGAGGACAGAAAGAGAAAAAGCUGCAUGGAGACGGAAAAAAAGAUGGAUCAAGCUCCCAGAAAAACAAAGAUGUGCACAAGUCUGCUGGUAACCAUGGCCACAAGGGAGAGCACCUGUACGCCGAGCAGAAGCCCUCUCACACGCACCGCAGACCCUCCAUGGGAGAGCCGGAGUACUGGGUCCAGCAAAGACGCCGCCUCCAGCACAAUCCCAAACCACGGCAGCAGUGCGACUCGCCGGAGAGCUGCGCCCGCGCCGAGCGGCUGCUCCCCGUCCCCUUACCCGAGUUUGAGGCCGUCCUCCAAACCUACCUGGCCAAGGCAGAGGAGGCGGGAGUGGAGGAGUCCAAGAGGGAAGAGCUGCAGAAGCUGGCCACCGAGUUCUUCAAGGAUGGAGUGUUUGUUCACGACCAGAUGAGCUUCCACGAUUUUGUCGAGGAUUUGGGAGAUAUUCUGGAAGACAUGGUGGAAGGGGACGAGGACGAGGAGGACGAAGAGGAGGACGAAGACAGCGCCUUAGAGGAAGAGAUGGAGGAGUUUGAAAGGGAAAUAAUGAAGAAGUUUGCAGCGCCGGGAGCUGGAGAGAAAGAAGAGAAAAUCAAAGGGGAGUGGAGGAAGGAGAGCGGCCAAGGACGUGGCUGAUGAAAUGAUGGAAUUGAUGGAUCUGUCAGAAGCAGCUAAGAGGAGCGGGGGCGGUGGAUCAAAAGGGAACAUUUCAAAUCAAAUUCGACCACAAAGCUUCAAACGUACACAUUUAUCCACUUGUCAUCCUUUCUGCAGGACGGUUUGUUUUGUAUUACCACUUCCAUCUGUCACUCAACAAAUGUUUGUAUUUUCCAUGCACGUACAUAGAACACAGCGAUAUAGGAAGGGCUCACAUGUACGUCAGACCGUAGUGUUUUUGUAAGGGUUUCUGUGCACACUGCUGCAUUCUCCUUCUGCUUAAGACAGAGUAGACCUGUUGGACUGGGUUGGAUGUCUCACACUGGUAUUUACUUUAUUCAAACACGCCACUACUUCCUCUGCAAACACUGUCGAAGUCUACUCACUGAUCAGGCCUGCACCUACAGUACGCCAUAUUUAUAUGUUACUUAAUUAAGCUUUAUUCUUAACUAUUUUAUUUAAUUAGGCUUCAGCAGAUUAGGUGAAUACUCCAUGCAGCAUUUGAGAAUUCUUUAUUGAUAUUUUGAUGUUUGUACAUAUUGCAUUAAACAUGUGUUCAAUAACUUGCUGAAAUUUAGAAGUAUAUAUGUAAUUUAUUUUAGAGAUGCUGGCAUAGUUUGGAAAAAAAAAAGAAAACGUAUCGGAGGCACAUAAGAUAUUGACGCAAUGUGUGUGUUUCCUUUCGGGUACAGAACUCUUGUCGUGCACUAAAAUGUCUGUAAUAAUUGUUUUACUAUGAAUGUAGCAUUUGUUUAUGAGUACGUUGGCGAGGGUAGAAAGUUUUGUAUGUUUACCAGUGAGUUUAUGAAAUGUAGCCUGAUGUUGAGGCAGAGCCACAUGCUCUGUGAACUUUGAAUGUUUGGGAGUUGGUGUUUUUCCGUUGUCACGAGAGAAAAAAUAAUAAAUUUAAAGCCUCCCUGUGA
Molecule: messenger RNA, 3925 nt
Organism: Mugil cephalus (flathead mullet)
Lineage: Eukaryota; Metazoa; Chordata; Actinopteri; Mugiliformes; Mugilidae
Gene: pbxip1b
Product: pre-B-cell leukemia homeobox interacting protein 1b
Exons: 11
Coding region: 177-2981 (934 amino acids)
Source: RefSeq, a predicted model, not a curated record